Molecule: messenger RNA, 787 nt
Organism: Halteromyces radiatus
Lineage: Eukaryota; Fungi; Mucoromycota; Mucoromycetes; Mucorales; Cunninghamellaceae
Exons: 2
Coding region: 30-668 (212 amino acids)
Source: RefSeq, a predicted model, not a curated record
UUUAUUUUUUUUUUUUUGAAAAAAAGACGAUGAAUAGCAAAACUGCUCAAACUGUAGGCAAGUAUGCCAUGCAAUAUCUAUUGGAAUCACAAAGCAAUAAGAACAAGACCAACCAUCCACCACCACCACCACCACCACUCAUUAGCGACAAAGAACCUCCUCGACGAUGGUGGAGUCGUCGACCUCGUCCUGAAGAUAUUCUUACCAAAGAAGAACGCAAGAUUUUGAAAUCAGUCAAGAAUAAGGCCUAUUUUCUAGAUCGUGGGGUUAAUUGUUGUUGUUUUCAAAUUGGUUUCGAUGGUCUUAUUGGAUUCAUUCCUGUCGUAGGUGACUUUAUUGGUCUUAUCUUUGCUCUCUUUUUGAUCGAAAGAGCCAUGGAUGCUCAUUUGCCAUCUAAACUUAUCAACCAAAUGUUGAUCAAUGUUGCCGUGGACUUUCUGAUUGGCCUCGUUCCUAUUGUGGGAGAUAUAUUGGAUAUCAUGUAUAAAUGCAAUACAAGAAACGCACUUUUAUUGGAAGAAUAUUUGAUUCAACGACGACAACAUCAAUUACGGAAAAAGGAUUCGGAGCAAGCAACAUCAAGUCAGGUUGUGAAUAAGGACGAUACCUAUAAUCGAUCAAAAGUCAAAGACAAGAUGAAAUCACCUACUCCUUCACCUUUGAGAUGAUCAUCUAGUUCUACCAACACAUCAUCAUUAUCAUUUUAUCUUAGUUUAUUUAUUUAUUUAUAUUUGUAGUUAUUAGUCUUUGUUUUUCUUUAAUAAAUAUGAUCUACUUUUUUUUUUUU